UAAAGCAAGAUGGAGAUUGGAGAUGCAGCUGCCAGUCCUCCAAUUAUUCUCUGUCCAUCCAUCCUGGCUGAAAGUCUGAAACCUCAAUCUCACCAAAAGCAAAUCUAAAGAUGACCACCAUCAGCAUCCGCAGCAUGAUCCACAUUUCUUUUUUUUUUUGUUUUUUUGCAUCAUGAUCCACGCUAAUAACUCGGAAGGAAGAAAAACUUGCCCACCGGCCGCGGCACCGCCCGGUAGUGGUGUACGGUGUCAAAGACAAAAGGAGGAAAAUGCCGCAAGGAAGCAAGGGAGACUUGCCUAAACUCCAAAUUUACGCCACGUGAGCAGGACGCUAUCCGGUUCACGACUAAAAUGGUCAUUUCACUCAAGGAGAAAAUUGGACCGCGUGAUCCUAUUCCUACUACGGUCAAGUAAUCAUCUCCUCUCUGACUGAAAAGCUUAAACCGAAAACCUUAUCCGGUCCCUUUGAUUUGCCUAAACUAAGCAUAGGAAACUAAUCUUGAUCUUAGAUUGUGCUCUCACUAAUUUCAGCUUCCUAGAAUUUCUCAAUUAAGAACUAACACAUGCAACCCCACAACUCUUCCUUUUCAUCACCUCCACAAAUUUCAUCUCUCCUUCCCUCUCUCAUCCUGUAACUCCGUAUAUUUAUCUAUUUAUCUUCUUCUAAUUCUCUUUUAGAUAAUAGUUAUCUCAAAAAAGAAAAGAUUGGAUUUUUUUUUUCCAAUUGAGUUGAGAAGGCCGAGUCAGCAAGAUGACUCGGCGGUGUUCUCAUUGCAGCAACAAUGGCCAUAACUCCCGGACGUGUCCCACGAGAGGUGGCGGCGGUGGAAGCGGCGGCUGUGCUGGUGGUGGGGUGAAGCUUUUUGGAGUCAGAUUAACAGAUGGGUCCAUCAUGAAGAAGAGUGCCAGCAUGGGAAAUCUAUCCCAUUACCAUUCUUCCUCGUCCGCCGCCGCGUCGCCCAACCGCAGCUCGCCUUCCUCCGACCCCUUUCAUGACCCGGUUCAUUUGCCGGAUGGGUAUCUCUCCGAUGAUCCCAAUGAUGCAUCUUGCUCUGCUAAUCGUAGAGCUGAAAGAAAGAAAGGUGUUCCAUGGACUGAAGAAGAGCACAGGCUCUUCCUUCUCGGUCUUCAGAAGUUGGGCAAAGGUGAUUGGCGCGGUAUCUCCCGCAAUUUUGUGACAUCAAGGACUCCAACACAGGUGGCAAGCCAUGCACAGAAGUAUUUUAUCCGGCAGAGCAAUGCUAAUCGGAGAAAGAGAAGAUCCAGUCUCUUUGACAUGGUUCCUGAUAUGUCUACAGAUCCACUAGCUCCGCCGGAAGAACAAUUUGUGCUCCCACCACAAGUUGUUGAUAGCAGCAAGGAACAACUUGCAAGUCCGCAUCCUCUAGCAAUCGGAGAUGAUAAUGAAAAGUCUUUGCCUUCUUUAGAUCUUUCCCUAAAACAAGAGUAUGAGCCCAUGGAAGCUACCCUCAGUGAAGUAGUUGAAGAAACCGAAGAAAAUGUUAAAUCUCCACCCGAAAUUCCUUCAUUGUUCCCAUCAUUUUUUCCAGCAUUUAUACCUAUUUCAUACCCAUUAUGGCCGUCCAAUAUAGCCCCUCAAGAGGAAGGUAGAGGAGCAGAGGCAUCUCAUCAUCAGAUCCUCAAGCCAAUUCCAGUUAUUCCAAAGGAACCUGUCAAUGUGGAUGAACUUGUGGGCAUGUCUCAGCUUAGCUUAGGUGGUACUAGUUCUGGCCUUGUAGAAUCUUCCCGACUCUCUCUCAAAUUGACAGGGGAGCCAUCAAGGCAAUCGGCAUUUCAUGCAAGCACACCAAUCAAAGGAUCGGGCAUAACCAAGGAUGAAAAUAGUUCAUUUCAAGCAGUAUGAGAUAAAGGGAGCUACUUGAUUAACAUCUUAGCAGAUGCCUUACUCAAGCAUCUGGAAGGAAGCAAGGCCUAUUUUCCUUCAUUUCUGUCCUCAUAGCUUUUGUUGUAUUCCUUAUUUAUCUAAUUUUUUCAAUGUAAUAUAGUGCAGGGCCCCUCCAGGUUUAGGUUAUAGGUUAAGCUAGUGAAAAUUCUGAUUCUUUUUAACUGUAAAUACCAGGAUGUUUAGUACGUGGAGGAUUUGGCAAAUUGCCUGAAAUAAUUUGUCCUGCAUUUCA
Messenger RNA from Coffea arabica (coffee), 2138 nucleotides. RefSeq names its product transcription factor MYBS3. Gene Ontology annotation, molecular function: DNA binding. Lineage: Eukaryota; Viridiplantae; Streptophyta; Magnoliopsida; Gentianales; Rubiaceae. The record is from RefSeq and is a predicted model, not a curated record. Gene Ontology annotation, biological process: response to gibberellin; response to ethylene.